Messenger RNA from Opisthorchis viverrini, 330 nucleotides. RefSeq lists its product as hypothetical. Lineage: Eukaryota; Metazoa; Platyhelminthes; Trematoda; Opisthorchiida; Opisthorchiidae. The record is from RefSeq and is a predicted model, not a curated record. Bases 1 to 330 code for a protein of 109 amino acids. The transcript has 2 exons.
AUGUGUUCAGUGACGGAAGGUUGUGUAGAAAUCAAUGAGAAUUUGUACCUUCAAGCAGAACUGGGAAGCGGAGAGCGGCCCAUCGGACCAACGAGGCAGAAUCAUAUGUCAAAAGUGUUCCCUAUUUCACGUUUGUUCGUAUCCUCAUCUCUCGUCCUGAAUAAGACGAACGACCAGUGUUCGCACUGGAAGAAACUUUCCCACGGCCAGCCGAAGAGUGAAGUUUGGUCGUGGAUUCCCAAACCUACAAUAUUGCAGGUCUACAUGUUUCACUUUAUUCCCCAAAAAUUCCUGCUAACUUCCACGCUGUUAUGUAACAAGGAAGGUUGA